UUGUUUUCCCGUGGUGCACUUUGACAGGGCAGGUCCAAUUGAGCCAAGAUGGCGGACUUUGAGGAACAGCUUUCCGACGAGGAGAAGGUCCGCAUUGCUGCAAAUUUUGUCAUCCAUGCUCCCCCUGGAGAGUUCAAUGAAGUCUUCAAUGAUGUACGGCUACUGCUCAAUAAUGACAAUCUGCUCAGGGAAGGGGCGGCUCAUGCUUUUGCCCAGUACAACAUGGCCCAGUUCACACCUGCUAAACUUGAUGGAGUGAAGAUCAGGGUUUUGAUCACAGAGCAUGGAGAUCUUGGCCACGGACGAUUCUUUGACCCUCGUAAGAAACAGUCGUUCAAGUUUGACCAUCUGAGGAAAGAGGCGAGUGACCUACAGUCUUAUGAGGGUGAGGCAGCCCUCAGGCCGUGGAGGGAUGCUUGUGACGAGGCUCUAAGGGCGUAUGUCAAAGACCAUUACCCCACUGGAGUCUGCACUGUUUAUGGGAAAACCAUUGAUGGACAGCAAACCAUCAUUGCCUGCAUCGAGGGUCAUCAGUUUCAGCCCAAAAAUUUCUGGAACGGGCGCUGCCGAUCGGAAUGGAAGUUCUCCAUUUCUCAGCCCACUGCUCAGGUGGUGGGAGUGCUGAAGAUCCAGGUUCAUUAUUAUGAGGAUGGCAACGUGCAGCUGGUCAGCCACAAGGAAGUGCAAGAGUCUCUGAUCAUCAGCAAUGAGGUACAGACUGCCAAGGAAUUUGUCAGAAUCAUUGAAAAUGCUGAGAAUGAAUAUCAGACGGCCAUAAGUGAGAACUACCAGACCAUGUCUGACACCACCUUCAAGGCCUUACGUCGGCAGCUUCCGGUCACCCGUACCAAGAUCGACUGGAACAAGAUCCUCAGCUACAAGAUCGGCAAAGAGAUGCAAAACGCUUAGACACACGGCAUGCCUCCGCUCCUGCUCGCGUUACAAGCCAAGAGACAAGCUCAACGAGGGGCCCAUAUCUAAACCUGAACCUAUACCUGAAUCUAGGGAGGGCCAAGGCGAGAAGGUCCUUCGAGAAGUGUGCUAAACAUGUGUCUGUCUUUUUUUUUUUUUUCAUUUCUUUGUUUUCCAGAAGCCACGGUUUGACCUCAGCUGAAGAGACUGCCUCCUUUUCUGUAUUGUAGGAGGGCUGCAAGCUUGUUUUAAUGGGUUUAGCAAAAGUUUUUGCUGUUGAACAAAUACCUCCCAUGACACCAGUGUACAGCGUCACAAAUACUCCCCUCCCCCCUACCAAUAUCACUUACGCCGCCCACUAGAUCUGCGCUCCCAAUGCUUGACACACACUGAACGUUUUGCACUUAGCCCAUAUGAUCAAGCUUUUUUUAGAAAGUCGACACUCCAAAGUUUUGCUUCAUGUUUAGUCAUUAGGAAUCAUGUAACCAUACGUAGCCCUGGCUGGUUGUGAAGAAUAUCUUUACAACAGUUACGCAUCACAUAAUAAUUGGUCUUUUUUUUAAAGCAUUGUUGUAAGGUGCCAUCAUUUGAAUGUGCUGUCAGUUGAUCACAGAGAGGGUUGUGCCAAAGUGAGCAUUGUAUUUGUACAGUAAGUCGUUUCAGGUUACUGUUCUGUGUGGAAAUGGUCCCAUCAUCGUACUCUGGUGUCUAAGAAUGGUAUAUAUACUGUAUGCAGUUAUGCGAAAUAUUUGUUACCCCUCACUUCAGCCUCCUACCCUAGCUUUUAUUGCUAACUAUUUUUUACAAAAUGUAAGAACAAAUAUGAUCCCAGAGGAAUAAAUGAUUUGCACCAAACCGA
Pimephales promelas (fathead minnow) is the source of this 1771-nucleotide messenger RNA. NCBI's taxonomy places the organism in Eukaryota, Metazoa, Chordata, Actinopteri, Cypriniformes, Leuciscidae. The record is from RefSeq and is a predicted model, not a curated record.